AUGUUGAAUAUGGAUGAAAAUUUUCAUCCAUUACAAAGUAAUGAAAAGCAUCAAAGCAACAAUAUGGAACAACCUUUAGAUUUAAGUAUAACAAAUACAAAAAAUUCAUUUACUAUUGAAUAUUUAACAUCAAAUAUUUCUAAACCAAAACGAAAACCAAUAUUUUAUUAUCAACAAUCACCAUUACAUCCAUUAGAAAAUAGAAAAUAUUCUUUAAAUUCAACAUUAAAUGAACAUAUUGUAUCAAAUAAUUGUGAUUCAUCAACAACAAAUACUAGUUGUGCUUUGGAAAUAGUUAAUGGUGGACAUGGGAUUAAAAAUCCAUUAUUUGAUUGUGCGACAGAAGCACUACAAAUUCAAUAUGGUAUGAACAAUAAUAUUAAAUUAGUUUCACUUUUAUUUUUUUUCUCACGAAUUUAACGGGAUGAGUUAUGUGUCAAUCGAUAAAUCAUUCUUAAUGUUUUUUUCUUUUUCUUUUUUUUUGUUUCGAUAUCGAGAGAAAAGCCAAAAGUGUUAAUUAGAAAAAAUAUUUUUGUCCAUUGAUUUUUCUCUCGAAAAUGAAUGAAAUCAAAUAUUUGUUUGAUCAUCACAUACAACAAAAAAAUUUUAUUAAACAAAUCGAUUUAAAUAUUUUGAAAUUACGUUGAGUCUUUCUUGAAAUUCAAAUAAUUGAAAUAUAUUUGUAAUUUCUGUUCAGAUAAAUAUUUCUAUACGAUAUGUCAAGAAUGAUGGGUAAUGAUAUGCUAAGAUCGUGAAUUGACCAAAUUAUAACUUCGAGAGAUUACAAAUAUUGAUCACAAUUUUCGAUGAGAUAUCUAGAUAUCAUAUCUCCCUCAUAGUAAUAUUUAGUAUUAUUAAUAUUUUCGUAUAGCGUAAAGAGUAAGAUAGUCAUUUACAACGUAAGCUAAGAAUAGAAAAUUUACUAGGAAUUUUUCAAAAUUAAUCAAACUAAUUUUAUUAAGUUUGAAACAGAGAUGGACAAAGUCGCACCGCGCCUCCCCGCGCUUCCCCGCGCCGUUGCUCACGCCUACGCUACACUAGUCUGAGCUUUGAUGAGCGCAUGCUUAGAGCAUCCCGGUAUUCGGUGGAGUUUGAGAAACUGAUUGGUAGAGCAAAGAGAAAGAGAGAUGUGCUUAGCGCCUAGGCGCGAGCAGUGGCGCGGGGAAGCGCGGAGAGGCGCGGUGCGAUUUUGUCCAUCUCUGGUUUGAAAAUUAAAGAUUUUCGAAAAAUGUUAAUAGUAAAAGUUUUAUUACUGAUAGAAAUAGAUGAUGUUUUUUGUUCAUUAAAAUUCAUUCGAAAUUUAUUUUUUGAAGCUUUUAAAAGAUUCGUUCAUCAUAUUCUAAUUUAGAAGUCUCACAUAAAUUAAGACUCUGAUGAGACGCAUAAUCAUA
Molecule: messenger RNA, 1391 nt
Organism: Rotaria sp. Silwood1
Lineage: Eukaryota; Metazoa; Rotifera; Eurotatoria; Philodinida; Philodinidae
Source: the annotation of a GenBank genome assembly